AAAAGCGUCGGUACCUCAUGGAAUGUGCCAACCUUAGAAAGAAAAUUGCGACAGAGCCGAGUUAUAAGGAAACAAUAACUAUAAACUAAUAAUAACGUUUUGACUGGAACCACUCAGAUGAUGUUUGGAAAAGACUGAUGACAGCUGACGCAGUGACGCUCGUGUAACCGGUACAAUAACGCGUGGUGCUGACUGUUGACCCGGCCCAUGAAAAAGUUCCCUUUCGACACUGGCAAUCAAAUCAACUCGUGCUAACCAACAGAGCAAUCAGCUGACAAAUUUCUUAGGGAUUAUUUGUAAAAAAUUUAUUCUUUUGUUCACUAAUAUCUGUGCCAAAAGUUUUUAGUUGCGUAAUUGUUUGUUCAUGUUGCAACUCGAACCUGCAGUUUGGGCAAGUUAGUGAGGUAACUGUUUACUGGGAGUUGGGACAGCUACUCAUCUACCACUACACGUUGACUAACUGUAAACUGUUUCAAUUGACAGGGAAUAGCAAAUUAUUCGGGGAAACUGUUCACUGUGUUAAAAUUUGUUCGAUGUUUGAGUAUCUCAGCCUGUGUCUGUUUGCAGCAGCACUAAAUUCUAGGUGGUUUUAACAACUAUUUGUUGCCGAAAGUACUUGAAAAUUAUUUGAGUAACUGUUUGAUGCAACCAAAUAUUGCAGAUUGUUUAGGCUUUAGCCCUAGGUGAUUGUGUGCUGCGAAACAGACUCGCAGAUUGUUUGUUUAACUGUAUGUAGUGACACAAACUCGCAUAUUGUUUGUGUAGCUGUAAAGUUUGACAAAAACGUGUAGAUUUUUAGAGAAUAUGUUUUGUGUUGCAUAUGUUUCGUGUUUCUGGUUGUCUCAAUAAAUUUUUACUGUGAAACGAACCUGCAAUUUGUUUUCUUAAGCGUUUGCUUAAACAAUAACUGCUGAUAGUGAGAUCAUUUUACUAACUAGACGUAGAAAUGUGAAAGAGUUCCAUUUUUGCGCAUCGUUUACCGGUUUACGGACCUUUUUCUUACAUCCAAGUUAGGCGACAAUGCGACGACGUUCUCAGAGACUAUCAAGUGAUAAGUCGCGACAGAAGUCAAGCGUUCACUACGUUGCAUAUAGGCGACUAAGCCGCCCCAAUAUGAGCAGCAUGUUGAUGUUGUUGACGCUCCUGCAGGCUGCAGCCAUGCCUGUCGUUGAUCCUGGAGUGUUUGUCAUCCAGGGGGUGGAGACUUGCGGGGAAGGGGAGGGAUACUGCAUGUUGGGCGAGGACUGCUCUGCGGACGUGGACUUCUUACCUGCAGACCCCAGCCAGCACUGCAAGGGCCUCAAGGACGGCUUCACGCCCACCGUCUCCUUCUCCUGCUGCGUGUUCAACGAGGCGGGCAAAGCGCUCACGGAGCAGCCCACGACCGAGAUGCCCUCCUUCACUAUCACCGACGUCACCCACUUCCUACAGGAUGAAAUCCCUAUCCUGGAGCACCAGGAAAGCAACGACAUCCCCGAGGGCGCCGACCCCGCCAACCUCAUCGAGAUCGUCGGGGUGAUCACGGACAUGACGGGCGUACUGGGCCUGGUGACGGAGCCCUAUAAGGGAACCCUCCCCUCCUUGACCACAGCUGCACCAAGCACCACCACUACAACCACCACACCACUACCUGCUGCAGUAGUGGACGAAUUAGUGGUGGAGACCAACUCUUCUCAUGCUUCAAUAUCGCUUGACAACUUCCUUAGCCAGCUGCAGGGAACCAAAGAUACUAGUAUUGUUGUUACUACUGAGGCAGAGGGCUCCCAAAAGAAUUCAGUGUUGGUACAUAACGGGACGAAUUCGACCAAUUCUAGCUCUGCUAUUAAUACCGAGGUGAAUAAAACAGAUCUGUCAAUGCCGAUGUUGACGUAUAGCAGUGGUCCAGCGGCGGACAUCGUCGCUCAUCUUCAACUUAACUCAAAGCCUGGAGCGUGAAAGCAACACUCCGGUGUCGUAUGGGCCCUAUUGCGAACUUCGAAAACAAUUUUGUGAUCUUAAUCCUGAUGAAUUCGUUCAAUAUGUUUGCGAUCAUGCCCGUCUCCACUGCAGGCCUGCAUUGCAAAUUUUAACAGCACACUCUAUGUUGACAUAAAAAAUACGUAUGGUUGUGGCAAGAUUUGAAAGGUCAGCGAUGAGAAGUCCCGAGAAAAUGAAUUGAUUUAUAAUUGAGUUUUCCCCUAUUUCAGUCAUUGUUUUUGAUAAUUACAAAUAACUAAUUACAAAUAGUGAUAAUAAUAAGUCUUGGUGAAUAAAUUUGAUAUAAGAAUCAAAGAGAACGAGAAAAACAAUUUACAACGGACAUUGUGCUUUUGGUGAGGUGCAACCCAAUCGCAGGUUGCCUACAGCUUGUCGUGCCGUUUGAAAGAAAUUUUUGUUCCCUCUCGGAUUCAUACAUGUCGAUUAUAAGUACACACAGAGCGUAGGUAACCUUCUAAGUUAUAUGUAUGAUAUUAGGAGCAUUUUUGACUAAUUAUAGUGCAAAAAAAUCGUCCCGUGUAUUCUAAUUUCCUUGAGGAAAUCUGGUCAGAUAAAAGUGAGUUUGCAGCAGGGUCUUGACGGUUUUGCGCAAAAUUUGCCUAGAAUUAUCAUCAAUGAACUAUGAGCCACAAGGCUCCCUGAAAAUUUAAUUAGCUGAACGAUGUAUUAGACCAGCCAUUCCGAAAAUAAUUUUCAUGUUUAUAUUUUUUGCUUAUCCCCCUCGGGCAUUGUGGUGUUUGUUGGGUAGAAGGUCAUAUAGACCGAUGCUCCGUCAGUGACAGCUACGCCGUACCUGUUCGACUGUGCUAUGAGGACUCACCUACAUUACAACCGAUGAUGUCAGCAUAACCCUAACAUCUUUUUUGCUGGAACUUUUCAACCACUGAAUCACUGACGCUGUUCCAAAGAAUUUAAAAGCUGUAACAAUUACGCCGUUAUUAAUAAACGCGAUCUUGACGCUCGGAACUUCCUAUGAACAAUCAUAUUGCCUAAGUCAGCAUCGCUCGUUGUAGCGCUCUUCGACGAAUAGGUAGCGUCAGUCGCUGUCUCUCGAGGCACUCGGGUUGGCGCUCGUCUGGACCUAAUUGGACUAUAGCAAUGCCACACUCCAUUGACUUCCAGCCACGACACUUAACAAACAAAAAUCUGUAAUAGAAGUCACCGCACUACUCGUGUGUGAUCGCAAGGAACGAAAAUUCGAUCAAUCAAGACCAAAAAUGCGCGAUUUUCACUGGCUGCUUAGUGCGCAUCUAGCAGGGAGCACAGUUCAAAGUCGCCGUUCUGACUGUCCGUUGCAUGCAUGGUAGCUGGCACCUCCUUAUAUCGCAGAAGGUUUGGAGCGCGUAUCAGGACCAACUUCCUGGAAGGUGAUUGCGUUCUCCGUCAACAGCGGACCUCGUCGAACCAUCUAUACACGUCUAUCCAGCGUCGGUGACAGAGCGUCAACGGUCGCUGCUGAUAGAAGCAGCUUCUGUAACGUCUGCUCCUUCGUUUCCGGUGUUUCAUCGACGCCCUAAAACGGAACUAUUUCGUAGAACCUCUGAAUUUUGUGCAUUGUUGUUUUUAUCUGUUCAUUUACUCGUAUCUUUUUUGCUUACUAUCAAAUUUAUUUAUGCUUUCAAUGUUUAGCGUGCCCACAAAGCUCGGUUGAACCAGGCGUCAUCACAUUCGCUUCGUAGAAUAACAAUAAUCAUCAACUUCGCAUCCUGAACCUAUUAAAUCUACCAAUAAGAUACGCAAUUAAGUAAUUUUCAGGGAAAAUGAACGAUUCAUCUAAAAAAUUAUUAAAAUUGACAGGCCUGAUAUAAAAAAUUUGAAGAAACAAUGAAUCUUGAUGAAGUGACGUUGCUCUUUAUGCAAGCUAACAAAAAUAUCUUGCGACACAAGUUGUGUCGAAAAAAGGAGGAUUUUUAUCCUUGGUCAUAUUGAAGGUUUAUUUGCUGAAGGGCCAUUUACAGGUUUUUAUGUCCUUGAAUUUUCUCCUUUCUCCCCCUCCUUAAAAGACGUCUGGAUUCUCUACUGUUACGGCUGCCCAUCGAGCAUUGCAAUUAAACCAGCCAUAUUACAACGUAUGCUGAGGGUUUCAAUACUUAUGUUGUGGAGGAAAUAGAUCUAAUUUAUUGCUGUACAUAUAAUUUUUAAGUUGCAAUGUUUAAGUUUUAGUAUAUUGGUUCUUAAUUUCCAGUUUUCAAUCAUCUUAGCCGUGAACUCAAGCAACAGGGUUUUUUUGUCAUUGAAUCUCGUAAUUUUGCCAUAGAGGUGCGUUAAUUGGCAGCUCUUUGAUUAUAUUUGUGAUUGUUUGAAUUAUAUCUGUGAUUGAAGCGUUUCGUGUUUUAUUGAAUAUUUGUGUGUGUUAAUUUCAUUAUAUAUUCAUAUUCUCUAGU
Hyalella azteca is the source of this 4361-nucleotide messenger RNA. RefSeq lists its product as uncharacterized. Bases 1021 to 1935 code for a protein of 304 amino acids. The transcript is spliced from 4 exons. Lineage: Eukaryota; Metazoa; Arthropoda; Malacostraca; Amphipoda; Hyalellidae. The record is from RefSeq and is a predicted model, not a curated record.